AUGGCGGCGCUCUGCACUCUGAUGGACCAAUUCCAAGAACCUCAACUUGUUGAGACGGGGGGUGCACCUAUAGUCUCUACAAUAUCUGCCCAAGCAAUCGUCGUCGUCGUCGUCGUCAUAAUCAUCAUCAUCAUGAAGCUCUCCGUUGUCCUUUCGACCUGCAUCCUGGCAAUCAUGCCAACGAGCACUCUCGCCUGGAGGUUCAUCAGAGGUGGGAGAGACGUGCUAACAGGAACGGAUUCUACUCAAUGCCAGCCAGUUCCCACCGCAGAGUUGUUUGACAUCGGCACGUGUCGCCAGGCGUUGUUUUUCGGAGGACCAGGGUGCACGGGACAGCCUAUCGCGGUGCCACCAAGGCCGGGGCCCCAACGGUUCCCCCCAGGUUCGACCGGUGUGCGGAUUACCUGCCCGCCUUCCUAG
This is a messenger RNA of Paracoccidioides lutzii Pb01, 420 nucleotides long. RefSeq lists its product as hypothetical. The transcript has 3 exons. The record is from RefSeq and is a predicted model, not a curated record. The coding region runs from base 1 to 420 and encodes 139 amino acids.